Arabis nemorensis is the source of this 1386-nucleotide messenger RNA. The record is from the annotation of a GenBank genome assembly. Lineage: Eukaryota; Viridiplantae; Streptophyta; Magnoliopsida; Brassicales; Brassicaceae.
AUGACUUCGGAUCGAGGAAAAGAGCCUAUCAAUGAAAUUCCUUUAGUCGAGGGUUCUGUCUUUAAGCUUUCCUUUUUAUGGCCUUAUUCGGAUCAAUACAACUAUCGUUGCAUCUAUAGAGUGCCCAACCGGUUACGGAGAGUGAACCCUGAGGCUUACACACCUCAAAUGCUUCUAAUCGGUCCUCUUCACCAUUCUAAGAAGGCUAUAGCUGCUGAUCUCUCUAAAACCGAUUCGAGAUAUUUGGACUAUAUGAAGAUGGAGCAACACAAGAUGAAAUACCUCGAAAAUAUUGAGCUUAGGUAUGGGAAGCAAACAGUCGAAGAGUUCAGAGGAAUCAUCAAAAGAGAUGAGCAAGUCAUAAGAGCAUGUUACGCAGAAUCAACGGAGUGGAUCGACUCUCACGACUUCGUUGAAAUGAUGCUCCAUGACUCGGUGUUCAUACUAGUGUUCUUCAUCUUUUACGGACGUCUAUACCUGGACAAAACAGGAGAUUUUCUUUUCGACGAGCCUUGUCACCAAUACACUAUCUUUGAAGACCUAAUCUUGCUUGAUAACCAACUUCCUUAUGCCCUUUUAGAAAAUCUCUUCGAACCCUUUUACACAAAGCAUGAGGCUAACGUAACGUUCCGUGACAUUAUCCUUCGAGGUUUUCAUAUCCAAGGAAAGAUCAAUAAAGAAACAAAAUUCCUACAUUUCACGGAUUUGCGUCGGUGCGUCUAUGUUGCGUCGCUUGGUCUAACGAAAGAAGAGCAGAUUAAGGCAAAGUUUUUGAGAAAGAAGACGAUAAUGAGUCUUCACAACGCAAACGAGCUAGACAGUGCAGGAGUUGAAUUUGUAGUUUCUAAAAAAGAAAACGAAUCUCUGGUGAUUAAAUUUGAAAAUGGAAUCUUGCAAAUGCCUUGCUUCAUGGCAGAAGAUUGCACCGAAAGGGAUUUUAGGAACAUGAUGGCACUCGAGCAAUGUCAUUACACUAACACGGCCUUUGUUUGUAACUACGCGAUGUUUUUGGACUUUCUCAUUGACACCGAGCAAGACAUUGACUUGCUUGUCAAGAAAGGGGUUAUAAAGAACUGGUUGUGCCGUGAAUCAUCAGUGGCGGAAAUGGUGAACAAGCUGUGUUUAGGGAUUGUUGAUUAUGGCUCUUACUAUUACAAUAUAGCUGCAAGCCUCAACAAACACUAUGACAAUCGUCUCAACAGAUCCGUCGCUACUCUCCGGCGAGUCUACUUCAAAGACCUUUGGACCGGAACCGCCACUGUUGCCGCCAUUGUUAUCCUCGUCUUGACUUUGAUUGGUACGGUGGCUUCUGUUCUCCAAGUGACGCAUAACGACAAUAAUCCCACCAAGUCCCAGCCUCCACCGCCUCUAGCUCGGAAACCCUAG